Acanthosepion pharaonis is the source of this 1449-nucleotide messenger RNA. The record is from the annotation of a GenBank genome assembly. Lineage: Eukaryota; Metazoa; Mollusca; Cephalopoda; Sepiida; Sepiidae.
AUGAUGGUACAAAGAUAUCCAAGCUGUAAAAUCUAUCACGCUCUUUCUUUCUUUUUAUUUCUUUCUUUUUCAUUCUUUUCACGUCUUUGUUUUUUUUCUUUCUUUUUCAUUAUUUCUUCUUUUUCUUUCUUUUCUUUUUCUUCCUUUUUCAUUCUUUUUCUUUCUUUUUCUUUCUUUCUUUUUCAUUCUUUUCACGUCUUUGUUUUUUCUUUCUUUUUCAUUAUUUCUUCUUUUUCUUUCUUUUCAUUUUUCUUCCUUUUUCAUUCUUUUUCUUUCUUUUUCGUUUUUUAUUCUUUCUUUUUCUUUCUUUCUUUUUGGUUCAUUCUUUCUUUGUGUUUCUUUUUCUUUCUUUUUUCAUUUUCCAUUCUUUCUUUUUUCUUCCUUUAUCAUUCUUUGUUCUUUCUUUUUCUUUUUCUUUCUGUUUUUCAUUUUUCAUUCUUUCUUUUUUCUUUCUUUCUUUUUUUGUUCAUUCUUUCUGUUUUUCUUUUUCUUCCUUUUUUCAUUUUCCAUUCUUUCUUUUUUUCUUCCUUUAUCAUUCUUUGUUCUUUCUUUUUUCUUUUUAUUUCUUUUUUUCAUUAUUUAUUCUUUUUCUUUCUUUCUUUUUUCUUGUUCAUUCUUUCUGUCUUUCUUUUUCUUCCUUUUUCAUUUUUCAUUCUUUCUUUACUUUUUUAUUUUUAUUUUUAUUUUUUUCAUUCUUUCUUUUUUCUUUUUCUUUCUUUCUUUGUUUUUCUUUGUUUUUCAUUUUUUCAUGUUAUCUUUUUCUUUCUUUCCUUCUUUUUUCUUGCUUUCUCUCAUGUUUUUGUCUUUCUUUUUCUUUCUUUCUGUCUUUUUUCUAUUUCUUUCUUUCUUUUUCAUUUCUCAUUGUUUCUUUAUUUCUUUCCUUUCUUUCUUUUUCUUUCUUUCAUUUUUCUUUAUUUCUUUUUCAUUCCUUUUCUGCCUUUUUUCUUUCCUUUUUCAUUCUUUCUUUACUUUUUUUAUUUUUAUUUUUUUCAUUCUUUUUCUUUAUUUCUUUGUUUUUCUUUGUUUUUCUUUGUUUUUUAUUUUUUCAUGUUAUCUUUUUCUUUCUUUCCUUCUUUUUUCUUGCGUUCUCUCAUGUUUUUUCUUUCUUUUUCUUUCUUUCUGUCUUUUUUCUAUUUCUUUUUUUCUUUUUCAUUUCUCAUUGUUUCUUUAUUUCUUUUCUUUCUUUUCCUUCUUUCAUUUUCAUUCAUUUUUAUUUAUUUCUUUUUCAUUCCUAUUCUGUCUUUCUUUUUUCAUUUUUCAUUCUUUCUUUUCUUUCUAUUUUCUUUUUCUAUUUUCUUCAUUUUUCUUUCUAUUUCUUUUUCUUUCUACUUUUCCUUUUUUAUUUCUUUGUUUUUUCAUUCUUUUUCUGUCUUUCUUUUUCUGUCUUUCCUUCUUUUUUCUUAUUUUCUUUCUUUCUUUCUUUCUUCUCUUUUCCUUCUUUCAUUCUGA